AUGUGGGGGUGGGGAUCAUACGGCUCUCUGAGCUCCUCGUGUAGCUCGACCGACUCCAGCAGCUCUCUCGACAUCUCUUCGCCCAUGGACAUCGCGCCACGAUCGUCGUCUUCAAGGCGUGGCCCCGACCCGGAGUGCGCCUACCCAUCCUGGCCGCGGCGGUCAUCGCUCGGCGAGGGCGAGUCCGAGGAGCGCGCGACGUCUUACAUUACCGACGACGAGCUCUUCAUGGACGUCUUCGACAGCGACGACUGCAGCGACUCCAGCAGCGGCGCCGCUUCCCCGGUACACUCUCCCGUGGGCGCCCCUCCGGCCCUGACCGAGGCCGAGUUCCUCCAGCUCCAGCGCGAACAGCUCGCCUACCAGCGCGAGAUGCGCCGCAUUCUCGUCGCCGAGAAGGAGAUGCGCCGCCGCCAGGCGGAGCAGGACCAGCAGCAACGCCGGCGUCCCGGUCUCAAGCGUCGCACUUCCUCCGGCAAGAAGGUGCCCAAGGUCAAGGUGGCGGCUAUGACUACCAUCACCGAGGCUGAGUGA
Molecule: messenger RNA, 534 nt
Organism: Dichotomopilus funicola
Lineage: Eukaryota; Fungi; Ascomycota; Sordariomycetes; Sordariales; Chaetomiaceae
Exons: 1
Coding region: 1-534 (177 amino acids)
Source: RefSeq, a predicted model, not a curated record